AUGCUGAGGUUGGUGUGGGAGCGACUGACUGAGGUUGCGUUCUCGCCUCGGUGGUGGUUGGUGGUGGCGGUGGUGGUGGGGCUCGCUGAGGUUGUGCUCAACGCGGUGGUGGUGGCCAAGGUCCCGUACACGGAGAUCGACUACACUACAUACUGUCAGCAGGUUGCGUUGGUUUCUGGUGGCGAGCGUAACUAUCUGGCGCUGCGUGGUGAUACCGGGCCGUGCCCGUACCCCGCGGGGUAUGUGUGGGCGUACACGGCGCUUUGCUCGGUGGCCGAUGGGACCGACGGUGUGGCCUCGCUGCUGCCCAUCCAGAUCUUCUUUGCUGGCCUCCAUGUGGCGACGUAUGGUCUGGUGGCGUACAUCUACAGUGUGGCUGGGCGGGCGCACAAACACGACCACCCGGCGCUGAAGCUCUUUCCGCGGCGCGGCGCAGGCGAGGCCAUCCUCCCGCCGCUCGUCCUCGUUCUCCUUGCGGCCUCACACCGGAUCCACUCGAUCUUUGCACUGCGACUGUUCAACGACCCAGUGGCCAUGUUCUUUGUCUACGCCUCGAUCGCGGUCCUUGUCUCCCGUGGCUCCGACUACUUGGUCAUGGCGCUGUUCUCCCUCGGAGUCUCGGUCAAGAUGAACGCGCUCCUCUUUGCGCCUGCGCUCGGCAUCAUCAUGGUCAAGCGCGUGGGAAUGCUGUGGACGAUCCCACGGCUGGCGGUGGCGGCAGCGGUCCAAGUCGGCCUCGCUUGGCCGUUCCUCACCGCCAAUGCCGAGGGCUACAUCGGACGCGCCUUUGACCUCUCGCGGGUCUUUGAGUACAAGUGGACGGUGAACCUCAAGUUCCUCCCAGAGCCCAUCUUUGUUUCCAAGACAACGGCGGCAGUGCUUCUUGCUGGACACGCUGGUGUUCUGGCACUCUUCAUCCUCACCCGGUGGCUCCACGCGCAGGGCGGCGGGCUCGCGGGCGUGUGGCGGCUGCUGCGGACUGCGCCGCCAGCCGAUGCGCCGCCACUCUCGCCGUACCACAUGGUACGCAUGCUCUUUGUCUCCAACUUUAUCGGCGUCGUCUUUGCGCGGACGCUCCACUAUCAGUUCUACUCGUGGUACUUUCACACGCUCCCGUUCCUCCUCUGGGCGACGCCGCUCCCUCUUGUGGCCCGCCUCGCCAUUUUCGCCGCCAUCGAGUACGCCUUUAAUGUCUUUCCGGCCACCACCGCUUCGUCAGGCAUCCUCGCUGCCGCCCACACCCUCCUUCUCGUCGGCCUCUUUGUCGGGCCUGCCGAGGGCGAGCGGCUCUGCCGCCAUGACGACUGCGGUUCCCGGCGCAAGCUCGAAUGA
Molecule: messenger RNA, 1332 nt
Organism: Thecamonas trahens ATCC 50062
Lineage: Eukaryota; Apusomonadida; Apusomonadidae
Product: glycosyltransferase family 58 protein
Exons: 1
Coding region: 1-1332 (443 amino acids)
Cellular component (GO): endoplasmic reticulum
Molecular function (GO): dol-P-Man:Man(5)GlcNAc(2)-PP-Dol alpha-1,3-mannosyltransferase activity
Source: RefSeq, a predicted model, not a curated record